Corvus hawaiiensis (hawaiian crow) is the source of this 1530-nucleotide messenger RNA. It is a transcript of the gene TMEM231, whose product is annotated as transmembrane protein 231. Gene Ontology annotation, cellular component: ciliary membrane; ciliary transition zone. Gene Ontology annotation, biological process: cilium assembly; regulation of protein localization. The transcript is spliced from 7 exons. The record is from RefSeq and is a predicted model, not a curated record. Lineage: Eukaryota; Metazoa; Chordata; Aves; Passeriformes; Corvidae. The coding region runs from base 45 to 1007 and encodes 320 amino acids.
GUGCGGGGCGGGGCGGUGCUGUCCGGCGCUGAGGGCCGCUCGCCAUGGCUGGCGUGGAUCUGUUCUCGCAUCCCGCGCUGUACACGCGCUACCGGGCUGGGUUCUGCUCCGCCGCGGCACUGGCGCUGUUGCUCAUCACGGCACUCACCUAUGUGCCACCGCUGCUGGUGGCCUACCGGAGCCACGGUUUCUGGCUGAAGCAGAGCGCGUACCUGGAGCAACCCACCGUCCGUUUCCGGUACGAGGUUCUCUUCGUCGCCACCAUCGGGUCCGGCCCGGGCAGCUUCUUGGCGUGGAGCACGUUCCCAGCGUUCAACAGGCUCCAGGAGGACCGGCUCCGAGUCCCGCUCCUGUCGACUAGAGAAGAAGACAAAAAUCAAGAUGGCAAAAUGGAUCAGUUGCAUUUUAAAUUGGAACUUCCACUGCAACCAAUGGAGCACGUAGUUGGCGUUCAGCUGAUUCUACUCUUUUCGUACCAGCUUUAUAGAAUGUCAACAUUUGUGAUGCAGAGCAUGGCUUUUCUUCAGUUUUUUUCUCCUGUGCCAGGGUCUCAGCUCUAUAUGAAUGGAGACCUGAAACUGAACCAGAGGCAAUUACUUAACCAUUGUGGACUGGAUACCAGAUACAAUGUGUCUGUGGUCAAUGGCACAAGUCCUUUUGCAAGUGACUAUGAUCUAGCAAACAUCAUUGCGGCGUAUUGGGAUAGAAAUGUGACAACAGUCUUUUCAGAUCCCAGCCCUGUUUGGAUGACUGGAAGAGCAACAGAUACACCAUUUAUCAUUAAUGCCACCGUUCAUUACCCAGUGGAAGUUAUCUUAUAUCAGCCAGGAUUUUGGGAAAUUAUUAAAUUUGCCUGGAUCCAGUAUGUCAGCAUCCUCCUUAUCUUUCUUUGGGUGUUCGGUAGGAUUAAGAUGUUUUUGUUCCAGAAUCAGGUGUUGACAACAAUUCCAGUAUCACCAGUUCUGCCUGUAUCUCCAGUAGUGUCCUACAAACAGCACCAGUCCUGAAGAGAUGCCUGAGAAGACUUUAUAGAAAUGCAAUUCAAAACUAGUUACCUGAUUUUGUUCUCUAUACACUUCUUACUUCGGAAGAUCAGAAUUUUUAAGUGUGUUCCAAGUAUGCUCUGUUCUUCCUUUUUAAAAUACAUGUUCAUUCAUCUAAUUUCUUUAGGAACAAAUGUGCUUUGGAACCGAAAAAUUUUGUAUUUUUGACAGUUAAAGAAGAGCCUAGUUAUUUUUUUGUAACUGGAACGUGCCUCGAAAACCACCUUGAAAACUGAAAAUAAUAUGCUAAAAGUAACAACAUGAACUGUUUUCACUUCUUGUAAAUUAAUUCACUGCAGUCUUAGAGUUCUGUCAAGAAUUAUUUGUACAUGCAUUUAUGUGCACUAUGAAAUGAAAAAAAAAGAAAUCUGAAAAAAUGCAUGGACGAGUUAAGGUCAGAGAUGCACUUCUGUAACUGUGGCUAUACAUACUCGGCAAUUUAAUUAUUAAGUUGGAGGAUGAAUAAAUUCAAGGUUGAUGUGAGAAA